UCAACAGUGAGCACGCGCCUGCCUGCCUGUCUGAGCUGAACUUCAGUCAUCACAAAAUAAGAGCUGGUUUUUAUUCGCCCUCAGUUUUUAUUACAACCUCAGACUUUAGACCAUGUUAGCAUCAUGCUGCGCGAUGCUUACGGUGCGUAACUCCGACCGGUCUGCGCAGGCGUGAGAGGACGGUUCAAUAAAAGUCAAUCAAAUUAAAGACUGGCAUACAAAGCUAUGACAGCGCUGUCAGGGGAGCUUGUGAGUGAGCAUUAGUAAACAGGAGGAAGAGACCGAGAGACACACGACAACUCAACACUAAACUAAACACUAAACCAUGUCAAAGCCGGGCAGUACCGGGGGGCGACCCCACACUGGGACCAAGCGAUUCAUCAGUGGAGUCGUGGAAGGUUUUUAUGGGCGACCAUGGACUAUGGAGCAGAGAACAGAGCUGUUCAAAAGGGAGCAGAAGUGGGGUUUGAACACGUACCUGUACGCCCCCAAGGAUGACUACAAACACAGGAUGUACUGGAGGGACCUGUACACUGCUGAGGAGGCAGAACAACUCAUCGCCCUGAUAUCAGCAGCUAAACAGCACAACGUAGAGUUCAUCUACGCGAUCUCUCCCGGCCUGGACAUUACCUUCUCCAACCCCAAAGAGGCUGCCGCCCUGAAGAGGAAACUGGAUCAGGUGAAGCAGUUUGGCUGCAGGUCCUUCUCUUUACUGUUUGAUGACAUUGAGACUGAGAUGUGUCCAGCUGAUAAGCAGGCCUUCAGCUCCUUCGCCCACGCUCAGGUGGCCAUCACUAACGCGGUGUACCAGCACCUGGGAGACCCUGAGUACUUCCUCUUCUGUCCUACAGAUUACUGUGCUGCAUUCUGCACUCCCACUGUGUCCCAGUCCUCUUACCUGCACACUGUGGGAGAGAAGCUGCUGCCGGGGAUAGACAUACUGUGGACUGGCCCCAAAGUGGUGUCCCACAAAAUCUCUGUUGAGUCCAUAGAAGAGGUGUCCUCCUUCCUGAAGAGGCCACCAGUUAUAUGGGACAACAUCCACGCAAACGAUUAUGACCCACAAAGGCUCUUCCUCGGACCAUACAAGGAUCGUUCCACUGAGCUGAUUCCCAAACUGAGAGGAGUGCUCACCAAUCCCAACUGUGAGUUCUACCCAAACUUUGUGGCCAUCCACACCUUGGCUACAUGGUGCAAAGCAACCCCUGAUGGAGGACAGAGGGAUGUAGAGAUGGGGGAUGAGGAGCAGGACCCCUUCUACAGCCCCCAGAAAGCCCUGACCCUGGCCCUCACUGACUGGCUGCAGGAGUUUCUGAGCACUGAUCAACCUGGAGGUCGUCCUGCAGCUCGUCUCAAGAAGGAGUCGUCAGAUGAGGAGCCCAUGCAGACAGACAUGGGAGAGAGCUCCUACAUUCCUGGACCUGGGGAGAACCCGCUGUACACAGCAGAGCCUCUGACCCUGGAUGACCUGAAGCUGCUGUCGGACCUCUUCUACCUGCCGUACGAACACGGGGCAACAGCCAGGACCAUGCUGCAGGAGCUGGACUGGCUCAAGACCCACAGUUGGGAUGCCGCUGCAGAAACAGACAAGUUUUCCCAGAGUGUUGAGUGGCGUUCGAGAGCGCAGCGUUUUGAUGACAUGUGCGAAGCAGUGGUGCAGAUGUUCAAUCGUCUGUCCAAUGCCCCCAACCGCAGCAUUCUGUACGACCUCUACAACUACAUCUGUGACAUCAAGAGUGGGGUUGGCUUGGCUCGAGCCUACAUUAAAACACUCGGAGGGCAGGGUCGACCCUCAGCCCAGCCGAUGAAUGAUGAUCCUGAACCCUGGGGCUUCAGAGGAGGCCUCUCUGGAGAGUUCCAGAGAAUGCUGCCAUGUCAUGGAAACAGGGACCUGUACAGACAUCCUCCCAUGACGGCAGUCUACUGCAUACGGUCGUACUGCCCUGAGGAUAAGAUGUAGGUGGAAAGGAUUUUCACGGAGAUGAAGAGCGCAGGAGACGGCAGAGUCCCCUUGAUGAUCUGCGACAGCCUGUCAACAGGUGAGAUCUCCCCUUCCCCUCAGUGUGGUCUUGUUCUGGAGGAUGAGAUUGGGGUGUGUGGUUACACCCUGGCGCUCACUGAUGCCAAACCAGCUGCAGCCAAGAUUCAGAGGGCAGUAAGUGACUCAGUGUUGAAGGACUUCCCCUCCCUGGUUACCAUACAAGUGCUGCCCCGGGUCACUGAUCCCUCUCCAGCCAAGCGUAUGAUUGGUCAGCUGUUGUCCUCCAUCAGGAGCAGUGGUUCCAGAGGAGCGUUCUGUGAGUUGAGGCAGAGUGAUCGCAGGAUGCUCGACUUCUACACUAAACUGGGCUCCUUCAAACCCAUACAAAUCGCUGGACUACCUGAAGGCAUCCUCGCCAUGGGGACAAGCCUGUGAACAAGAUCGAUCACAAGGAUUUUCCUCAGGUUUGAAAUGUUGAGAGAUGAAACUGUGACUAAUUGCUAACUUUGCAUCAUGUCAAACCAAACUCCAUCGUCAUUUCUGAUCAGUUAAUAUCAUUUGAUAUGAUAUGUGUAAUCUAGUAACCAUCACCAUUCGCCAGUGUCCUCCUACAUAGCUGUAACAAUAGUCGAGGAAACGCUAAAUGAAAUCUGAGUAACAGAUGUGUAAUGCAAAAUACUACUGAUUUUGUAGACACUAAUAUUUUAAAAUGUAAAGUGAUUAUUUUUGAGAUAAAUUUGUUGUUUUAACCCAGCACAAUAAAAACGUUAAAAAAAA
This is a messenger RNA of Epinephelus lanceolatus (giant grouper), 2758 nucleotides long. Lineage: Eukaryota; Metazoa; Chordata; Actinopteri; Perciformes; Serranidae. The record is from RefSeq and is a predicted model, not a curated record.